AUGACUAAACAAAGGAAAGAACCCAACACAAAACCUCUGAAAGAAUGGAAGAGACACAGACUGCAAGAGAUAACAAAGAAAACGGGCCCUCCAGAGAGCUGGCGCCAAGGUCCGAUAAUCCUUCUGGGGAACCAACCUUGUGCCUCCCGGAGAUCCACGUGCCCACCUGGAAACACGUGGGAAACCAAGCCUCCAAAAACACGCUGCCUCCUAGCAAUACAGUGGGAAUAUCUGAAAGGGACUCCAAAUGGAAAUAGUACCCCUCUCCCCUCCGCACCUCCUCCUGCACCACCCGGCCUGAAGUCACACCCUCCUCCUCAGGGGAAGCAGUAG
Myotis daubentonii (Daubenton's bat) is the source of this 333-nucleotide messenger RNA. RefSeq names its product negative regulator of P-body association-like. The transcript has 2 exons. The record is from RefSeq and is a predicted model, not a curated record. Lineage: Eukaryota; Metazoa; Chordata; Mammalia; Chiroptera; Vespertilionidae. Bases 1 to 333 code for a protein of 110 amino acids.